CAUUGAAACCGUAAGCCCCCCCCCCACCUUUUCAAUGACAAUUGGCAGCGAAUGCUGACAACUCUCUUCUGCUAGGCCGCGUCCAUUCCCGAAGGACAGAACGAGCUCAAGCGCAACCAGCUUCGCGAGCUUGCUGCCCUCAACGGUACCCUCCGUGACGACGAGAACCAGGCUUGCCAGAACUGUGGCCAGAUCGGUCAUCGCAAGUACGACUGUCCCGAGCGCCAGAACUACACUGCCAGCAUCAUCUGCCGCGUCUGUGGCAAUGCUGGACACAUGGCUAGAGAUUGUCCCGACAGACAGAAGGGUGCCAGCUGGCGCAAUGACGGCGCCGGCAGAGCUGGCUCGGCUGGCCGCAUUGAAGGCGGAGACGCGGUCGACCGCGAGUACGAGCAACUCAUGCAAGAACUCGGCGGCGGCUCAGCCGGUGGCGCUGCACCUGCACGCAUCGAAGCCGGCCCUGGUUCCUACAAUAACAACGGACCCAGCGGCGGUGAUGCGAAGCCCUGGCAGCGUGGCCCUACCGGCGGUCCUGCUCCUUGGCGCAGCCGUAACAACGACUCGCGCGAUGAUCGCGAUCGUGGUGACCGCGACCGUGACGGUGGUGGUGGCGGUGGCGGUGGUCCUGCUCCUUGGGCUCGCGAUCGCAACCGUCGUGAUGACCACGGAGGCGGUCACAAUGGAGGCCAUGGCGGCUACGGCGGCGGUGACCACUAUGGCGGUGGCGGCCAAGGCGGCUACGGUGGUCAAUCUGCUGGCGCUGCUCCCGGUGCCGCUCCCGGUGCCGCUCCCUGGCAUCAGCCUCCCGGAACCCAGAACGGCUACGGUGGUUACGGUGGAUACCCGGGAUACGGUGCUCCUCCUGGCAUGGCCGCACCGCCAUCUGGCGUCCCUCCGCCGCCUCCUGGUGCCCCUGGUCUUGGAGCUCCCCCAGGUCUGGCUGGUGGCCUCAACGCACUCAUCCAGCAGUAUGCCGGAGGCGCCCCUCCCCCGCCUCCUUCGGACAAUGCUCCUCCUCCGCCUCCCAGCGACCAACCUCCCCCACCUCCCCCUGGUGCCUGAAGUGUCUUGAGGGAGCUAGGUGGUAGAUCAGACGACUAACUUUGAUGCCAAGCUCGCAUCUGCACACCGACUACGUUGACAACUAACGCUCAACUAACAACCAAGGAUUCAUACCAUGACUUCCAGGGUUGGACAAGUGUUCGCACCUACGCAUCGACGUGUUUUUCUCGCCUGAGUAUUUGAAGACCACAGUGUGGGCAGCAAGCACUUAACGCAAAAAAGCAGAAUCAACAAAACAGCGAAGACAAGAAAGCAAAUUGUACGAUAGGUUGGGAACGGGAAUUCUAGUGGACACUAAUCCAUAGGCUUUUCUUUAUGCAUCGGUGCGUUUCUUUCAUAGCCAAAAGAUGAAGUUCAUCCCAAUUGAGGAAACCUAGCCUGUCCACGUGAAGUUAUUUGUGACACACUUGAAAGCUCAAAGCGCU
Messenger RNA from Colletotrichum acutatum, 1487 nucleotides. RefSeq lists its product as uncharacterized. The record is from RefSeq and is a predicted model, not a curated record. The transcript has 2 exons. The coding region runs from base 266 to 1072 and encodes 268 amino acids. NCBI's taxonomy places the organism in Eukaryota, Fungi, Ascomycota, Sordariomycetes, Glomerellales, Glomerellaceae.